Molecule: messenger RNA, 2459 nt
Organism: Galeopterus variegatus (Sunda flying lemur)
Lineage: Eukaryota; Metazoa; Chordata; Mammalia; Dermoptera; Cynocephalidae
Product: probable G-protein coupled receptor 133
Exons: 16
Biological process (GO): cell surface receptor signaling pathway; adenylate cyclase-activating G protein-coupled receptor signaling pathway
Cellular component (GO): membrane
Molecular function (GO): G protein-coupled receptor activity
Source: RefSeq, a predicted model, not a curated record
GACAAAGCUGUGGUGCUGGGCCUGAUUGACACCAUUGACACCAUCAUGGGCCACAUCUCUUUCAACCUGCAGGUCGGCAAGCCCCGGGUCACCAUCAUGGGCUCUUCCUUCAUGGCAGAGUUUUCAGUGAUCAAAGUCAUUCCCAGGGUGAUGAAUGCCUCCCACUACCGCUUCCCGGCCCGAGGGCAGAGCUACAUCGAGAUUCCCCAUGAGGCCUUCCACAGCCCAGGCUGGACCACCAUUGUGGGCCUGUUCUACCACUCCGUGCACUAUUACUUGAACAACAUUCAACCCGCCAAGACCAAGAUCACUGAGGCAGCAAGUUACAAAGACUGCCUGCUGUUCGCCACCAGCUCCCUGAUUUCCCUGGAGGUCUCCCCGCCACCGACCCUCGCCCAGAACCUGUCGGGCUUUCCUCUCGUCACCGUCCACCUCAGGCACAAAUUGACCCGUAAGCAGUACAACGAGGCCGCCAAUGAGAGCAACCAAGUCUUCCUGUAUUGUGCCUUCCUGGACUUCAGCUCCGGAGAAGGGGUCUGGUCCAACCAGGGCUGUGCACUCACAGGAGGAAACCUCAACUACUCCAUCUGCCGCUGCACUCACCUCACCAACUUCGCCAUCCUCAUGCAGGUGGUCCCACUGCAGCUCACACAUGGGCACCAGGUGGCACUGUCGUCCAUCAGCUACAUCGGCUGCUCCCUGUCUGUGCUCUGUCUGGCUGCCACACUGGUCACCUUCGCUGUGCUGUCCUCCGUCAGCACCAUCAGGAACCAGCGCUACCACAUCCACGCCAACCUGUCCUUCACUGUCCUGGUAGCCCAGAUUCUGCUGCUCAUCAGCUUCCACUUUGAGCCGGGCACAAUCCCAUGCCAGGUGCUGGCCAUGCUCCUGCACUACUUCUUCCUGAGCGCCUUUGCCUGGAUGCUGGUGGAAGGGCUGCAUCUCUACAGCAUGGUGAUCAAGGUCUUUGGGUCAGAGGACAGCAAGCACCUCUACUACUAUGGGAUAGGAUGGGGCUUUCCUCUUCUGAUCUGCAUCAUUUCGAUAUCAUCUGCCAUGGACAGUUAUGGAACAAGUGACAAUUGCUGGCUGUCGCUGGGGAGUGGUGCCAUCUGGGCCUUUGUAGCCCCUGCCCUGUUGGUCAUUGUGGUCAACAUCGGCAUCCUCAUUGCAGUGACCAGGGUCAUUUCUCAGAUCAGCGCUGACAACUAUAAGAUACACGGGGACCCCAGUGCCUUCAAGCUGACAGCAAAAGCUGUGGCAGUGCUGCUGCCCAUCCUGGGCACCUCGUGGGUCUUCGGUGUGCUUGCUGUCAAUGACAGGGCCGUGGUCUUCCAGUACAUGUUUGCCAUCCUUAACUCCUUGCAGGGACUUUUCAUCUUCCUCUUUCAUUGUCUCCUGAAUUCAGAGGUAAGAGCUGCCUUCAAGCACAAAACCAAGGUCUGGUCCCUCACGAGCAGCUCUACCCGCAACGUCAACGUGAAGCCCUUCCACUCAGACAUCAUGAACGGGACCCGGCUAGGCACAGCUUCCACCAGGCUCAGCCCUUGGGACAGGAGCAGCCAUUCUGCCCAUCGCGUGGAUCUGUCUGCUGUGUGAGCAGAGAGGCGCCACCAAAGCUGGCCUGCUGCUCAGAACACACCCCUCCCCACACAGAAUACAACAAACACCUUGCCUUUGCCCCAGGACACUCUCCUUGCUGCUGUCUGGACAAGGGGUCACAGAGCCCGAGACACCAUUCUCACCUGUGACUUUGUGUGACAAAACUCCCUGCUCAGCCCUGGUGGCCUGACACGGGACGGCAUGGUCAGCGAUGGUGUGAGCCCCCUGCCGCAGGUCCAUCUGUGAGCUGAGUAUCUGUCCUCUGGGGCCACCCCGGAACACACAGUGUGGCCCAGCUGUGUUGCUGCACAUGAGACCCCCCUCAUCACUGCAAGUGCACAGAGCACAGGACCAGGCAAGGCUGUGAGCACAUGGGCACAGGGCCCCCAGCUCCCAAAGGGGAAGUUUAGCCUCUGUGCCUCUAUGGGGACUUAGGACCAAAGAAGCAGGGGUACUAUUAGGGAGGUAAAGGCUCCAUGCACCCCCACAGGGUCAGGUGGAGGCAGCUGGGGGUGCCUGGGGAAAGAGUAUUAGGGAUAUUUCCAAUCUGCUGAAUUCACCCAGCAAGUAGCUCCCCAAAGCCAGCACCAACUGAAGUACACAUUUUUCUGUAGGGUGAUGCCAACAUGGGUCAACCUCACAUUCAGUCCAUAACCCAUGCCAAAGACUUUGGGCUGGAGUCACUGGCUGUUCUGGUGGUGUGAUCACUCUGGCCCUAACCGUGGGCUAGAUGCUUCCACCCAUGUGAAGAGCCAGGUGGGGCCACAGCUGGCAGCCUGGGCUUUAAGGUUCCUUGGUGGUACCACUGCUUGAAGAGCUACUCAGCCUGUUCCUUGGGGAUUUUGACUCUUUGGACC